Messenger RNA from Drosophila melanogaster (fruit fly), 2135 nucleotides. RefSeq names its product Elastin-like (gene Elal). The coding region runs from base 21 to 1010 and encodes 329 amino acids. The transcript is spliced from 2 exons. NCBI's taxonomy places the organism in Eukaryota, Metazoa, Arthropoda, Insecta, Diptera, Drosophilidae. The record is from RefSeq and is marked reviewed.
UUAGUGUACCCAAAGACGCCAUGUUAAGCAGGAGGGUCAUCGCAUUCGCCGCUCUGGCCCUCAUCCAGAUAGCCAGCGGUCAGGCCUCGCAAUUCAGCAGGGACGAAAGUCAGGAGGAUCAGAAGACGGAGUUUAACCUGGCCUCCACUCUGACGGGAGGCAUUACCAGCAGUCGCCAUCGCCAGCGGGCCAAUCUCAAUUCGCAACUUUAUCCUGGCCUUGGUCAGCUGGGAUCGGGUUAUGCGGGCGCAACUGGAUCCAUCGACGAUGCCCAUGGCCAUGAGCAGGGUGGCUCUGGCGUACGAGUGGCCAGUACGAACUCCGUUGUUUUUCCUGGCAACCAGUCACCAAAUCCGGCACUCACAAUUACAGGAGGUCACCAGAUUCCCGCUUAUCCGCCUCCGGGUUUUCCUGGACAACAGGCUCCAGUUCCGUACCCAGCUGCAGGAGGCUCUUCAGGAGGAUCCUCAUCAUCCGGUGGUUACCAAAGUGCAGGUGCUGUUUCUCCUCCUGGCUAUCCUGUUGCUGGAGCAGUUCCUGCUCAGUAUCCGGUGGGAGUUCCUCCCCAGCAGCCAGUGGGUGCAGGAGCACCUGGUUACUUCCCGGGAACUGGUGCCUAUCCUGGCUAUCCCUACCCCGGAGUAUACUUGCCACAGUACCCAGCGUACCCUCAACCAGCCCAGUUCCCCGCCUAUGGAGUGCUACCCGGAGCUGUGGCUCAACCAGGAGUUCCUGGAGUAGCUGGAGUUCCGGGAGCACCUGGAGUGGCAGGAGUGCCCGGAGCAGCUGGUCAGGCUCCUGCCACCAGCGGCAUGAACUAUCAUCGCUAUCCGGCUCACAAUCCCGCUGAUCCGAGCCAUUGGGACCAUCAUUUCUCGAUGAACACCGAGUACAAGGAGGAUGGCGUCCACAAGGGACCAUUUGGAGUGCUGAACAAUCACAAUGCCUUUGGCUAUGGCAGUGGAUAUGGGGGCGGAUACAACGGUGCCUUCAACUCGCCGGCCUACUGAAGCUGGCCGACAUCAUGGGUGGACCUCGGUGGUGGUGGUAGUGGUAAUGGUGUUGGUGGGGCGUGAAGUAAUCCGAGUCGUAGUCAUAACUUCGCUGCUGCCUCCUUGGCCAGAGGCAGCUGUCUUUGCCUAUCAUCCUGUGUGUCCCUGCGAAAUAAACUUGAUUUCUGCACACCCAACCAAGAUAAUUAGCAAUGCUGGCCAGUUACCAGUUGCACCUUGAACCGGAAAAAAUAAAGCACAUGCACUCGGCAUUCUGCUCCCAUACAGACAGCUAACCCAAGACAUUCACAUCCCAUCCUUAUUCUUUUCCUUAUUCUUAUGGCAAUGCCGCUUCUUUUAUCCGGCGUGGACACAAUCGAAGACGACAGGAGCUACCUGGCUGGCAGGCAGCCGAAAAAAAGGGAACGCACAAAGGCAGGACUCUGGGCGAGCCAAAGGUGGUGGUAGAAAAUCAGCGUCAGAGAGAGACGCUGUUACUGGUAUUGGUACUCCUGGUGCCCUUCGCUGGACCCAACUGCAGCGACAUAAAUCGGCUGGGUUUCGCUGUGCAGCGGAAAAGAGAGGGCCGAAGGAAAGGAAAGGAACCCAACCAAGGGACGACGUCUUGAUGUCUUGCGGCGCAUGCGCAGCCUGCCGCGCAAAUCCUUAACAAAUUUUUGGCGCUAAAAUGACGGACGAGCGCGCCAAAAGCAAGGAACCGCAGGAAACUCGAGAGAAUCAUGCCCGGGGUAUACAGACUACGAGUAUACAGACAGACACUUACACUCAUGGAUUAUGAAUGAUUUGGACGGACGGUAUCGGUGGUUUUUACCUGUAGCAAAUCGAACCGAUUCCAGCCAGGGUUUGAUGUCCUUAGGUCAUCAGCCAUCAGCUGUUCUAUGAUGAGCGCGGAGAAAGGAGCACAGAUUCAGCUGAGAGGAUUCGAAACAAAGGAAUUAGAAUGGGUGGGGUAAUGGGUAUACUCACGGCAAAGAAGUCUAGAUGUGCUAAACGUUUUCCCUUAACCUUUGACAUCUAGGAGUUUAUGCUCUGUUUCUAACAAUUAAAGAUUGAACUGCAACAAAUACAUACAUUCCAGAUUCUAGGAAAUUGAAAAUAAUGCCCUAAAUUAUUUAAUCCCCU